Molecule: messenger RNA, 1434 nt
Organism: Lobosporangium transversale
Lineage: Eukaryota; Fungi; Mortierellomycota; Mortierellomycetes; Mortierellales; Mortierellaceae
Exons: 1
Coding region: 1-1434 (477 amino acids)
Source: RefSeq, a predicted model, not a curated record
AUGCGACUGUCAGUGAAGAAAACUACUUCCUUGUUGGUAUUAUGUACUGCCGUACUUCUCGCCACUUCACCCUCGGUUACGAUUGCUCAAGUCACAAUCACCACCCCUGGAGGAGGAACGCAGCCAACAACGACCGAUAGACCAACGCCCACUACAACAACACAACCCUCGGUGCCUUCGAGAACUUCGACUCCUGCCCAGCCUCCCCCUUCUGUACCAACCCAAUCACAAGUGCCUACAACAACCAAUCCUAUCCGGUCGACCACACCACCAGUAUCGCCACCCUCAGCCACGACCCCGAGCACACCGCCUUCGGACCAAACAUCAUGUAUGAGCAGCGAUAGCUGUCCCGUCAACCACAUUUGUGCGUUGCAGAACGCUACAUCAACCACGGGCUACUGCCAGGUGAUGUCUCAAGGAUUAAGUGUCUGUGUCGCCAACCCUGCAACACCAUGUGAGAGCCAUAAGGAUUGUAACAAUCCUGAAUACUCGUACUGUGGGCUCGAGGAAACGACUAAAAAAAGGGUUUGUUCGGGUCUGGGUCGCCCAGGAACUGCUUCGGAAUGUAAGAGAUCCGCAGGAGGUGGGAACACUACGAAAGGUGACGAUGGUGACAAGCUAUCCAACACUCUCAAAUAUGCGGGUAUUGGUGUUGGAUCCGUGGCUCUCUUGGCCAUUAUGUUUGCAUUGGUGAGGUGGCGUCGGAACAAGAGUCGGUCCAAGGCCCCCAACUUCAGCGAGCUGGAUUAUGGUAUGUCACGCCGACGUUCUGAGCCAAGAUCAAGCUUGGGUGCAGCAGCAGCUGGGGCUGCUGCCAGUGGAGGGGAACAACCCUAUCCAUUCUCGAAUAGACCGAAUGCGCGUACUGCAACAGCUACGGCGGGGCAGGAUGGAUUUUAUGAUGAUCAAUAUUACGAUGACAGUUACGCAAAUAUGCAUCCGAUGGCAGGCAUGGCAGGUGGUGCGGUGAAGGGCCAACAAGAUCACUACUAUGAUCAGUCAUACGAUCCCAACUAUGACCAAGCAUAUGCUCAGCAUGGUGGUUACGGUCAACAGAGUUAUGAUCAGCAGGGUUAUGAUCAACAGGGUUAUGGUCAACAAGGAUAUGACCAGCAAUAUGAUCAACAGUAUUAUCAGAAUGGUGGAUAUGACCAGCAAGGUAACUACGGAGGAUAUUAUGACUCGAAUGGAUAUGAUGCCUAUGCCAAGGAUGAAACGUAUGGUAACACAGCCCCCGUAAGCAGCAAUGCGGGUACCACACCUGCAGUGCCUGCCCAAGCAGUGACACGUAAUGGGUCUCGUCAAGGGGCAGCAACACAGGCUACGGGUGAUUAUUCGGUGGAUCGAUAUGCUGUGGAGCCUUCAGAGCUGGACUUUGGUGGCCAUAAUAAUGGAGCAGCACAACAGCAGGGUGGAUAUGGUCGCAAGUACUAA